AGUAGUAGUAGUAGUAGUAGUAGUAGUAGUAGUAGUAGUAGUAGUAGUAGUAGUAGUAGUAGUAGUAGUAGUAGUAGUAGUAGUAGUAGUAGUAGUAGUAGUAGUAGUAGUAGUAGUAGUAGUAGUAGUAGUAGUAGUAGUAGUAGUAGUAGUAGUAGUAGUAGUAGUAGUAGUAGUAGUAGUAGUAGUAGUAGUAGUAGUAGUAGUAGUAGUAGUAGUAGUAGUAGUAGUAGUAGUAGUAGUAGUAGUAGUAGUAGUAGUAGUAGUAGUAGUAGUAGUAGUAGUAGUAGUAGUAGUAGUAGUAGUAGUAGUAGUAGUAGUAGUAGUAGUAGUAGUAGUAGUAGUAGUAGUAGUAGUAGUAGUAGUAGUAGUAGUAGUAGUAGUAGUAGUAGUAGUAGUAGUAGUAGUAGUAGUAGUAGUAGUAGUAGUAGUAGUAGUAGUAGUAGUAGUAGUAGUAGUAGUAGUAGUAGUAGUAGUAGUAGUAGUAGUAGUAGUAGUAGUAGUAGUAGUAGUAGUAGUAGUAGUAGUAGUAGUAGUAGUAGUAGUAGUAGUAGUAGUAGUAGUAGUAGUAGUAGUAGUAGUAGUAGUAGUAGUAGUAGUAGUAGUAGUAGUAGUAGUAGUAGUAGUAGUAGUAGUAGUAGUAGUAGUAGUAGUAGUAGUAGUAGUAGUAGUAGUAGUAGUAGUAGUAGUAGUAGUAGUAGUAGUAGUAGUAGUAGUAGUAGUAGUAGUAGUAGUAGUAGUAGUAGUAGUAGUAGUAGUAGUAGUAGUAGUAGUAGUAGUAGUAGUAGUAGUAGUAGUAGUAGUAGUAGUAGUAGUAGUAGUAGUAGUAGUAGUAGUAGUAGUAGUAGUAGUAGUAGUAGUAGUAGUAGUAGUAGUAGUAGUAGUAGUAGUAGUAGUAGUAGUAGUAGUAGUAGUAGUAGUAGUAGUAGUAGUAGUAGUAGUAGUAGUAGUAGUAGUAGUAGUAGUAGU
Molecule: messenger RNA, 969 nt
Organism: Sycon ciliatum
Lineage: Eukaryota; Metazoa; Porifera; Calcarea; Leucosolenida; Sycettidae
Exons: 1
Source: RefSeq, a predicted model, not a curated record